Messenger RNA from Sitodiplosis mosellana (orange wheat blossom midge), 3018 nucleotides. Its product is annotated as alcohol dehydrogenase [acceptor]-like. Gene Ontology annotation, molecular function: flavin adenine dinucleotide binding; ecdysone oxidase activity. The record is from RefSeq and is a predicted model, not a curated record. Bases 1006 to 2886 code for a protein of 626 amino acids. Lineage: Eukaryota; Metazoa; Arthropoda; Insecta; Diptera; Cecidomyiidae. The transcript has 3 exons.
CUGAGUUUUUUCUCGCUUUACAUCAACGAUCGAUUGGUUGUUGGUGAUGACGGUCGGAGUUUUUUUUUCUUGCGAUUAAGCCAUCAUGCUUUUCUUACUAUGCUUUUGCGUUCAGAAGCUUAUUAAAUACUUUCUUGAGAGGCGGAUUGUAUAUCAGUAGCAGUGACGAGUUGCGGUGGAAAAUUGAUUUCAUGAUCCAUUCAAGAUGCAAACCAAUCGAUACUUUGCAUAAGCACUUUUUGUGGACAAAAUGUAUAAAAACAAUAACAUUUUGAGAAAAAAAAUCGGUCAAAUUCACAUUUCUUCCUUGUUUUUUACAAUUAAAACUUAUAAUUAUAUUUUAAGUGUGAAUCAUUCAAUUUUUACUUGAUUUUCAUCUCAAAAAAUUAAACAAAUUCCGAUUUCAAGUUUACAAACGAUGAUAAAUAUUGAAACCGAUAUAGCGGAAGCUCAAACCGACUUGAACUUUUCUACUAAGUGGAGACGGAAGCUUCACACCACUUGAAAAAUACUGAAAUAUACAGAAAAAUCCAUCAAAAUCGUGUGUUUCGGCUGAGUUUCUUAAUUAAAGUUCAAAUUUUGAAUACAAUUCAUUUGAAUAUUACCGAAAAAAUCUAUUUUUUUCCCCCAAAAACGGUUCAAUUUCUCUUCAAACUGUCCGAAAAUCCAAUGUUGGCAUCAAAAAUAAUCAAACCUUAGCAUUGCACCACAGGAACGCGCUCCAAAAUUCGACACAUUUCCAUUCUCUCUCUCAAUCUCUCUGUAUGUGCAAUUGUUAUGACAAGCGACCAUUGACAGUUGGGUGGAGAGUAGUGCAUAUUUUUUUUAUUAUCAGUCAAAAUGUGCGUAAAAUAAACACCGUGCUAAGCAGUUAUGCUUCCGAAUCGAGAGUGAACAACAACAAAAAACGAAACACCGAAGACACGAAAUGAAAUUUGUAUUGUAAUCACAAUAGCACUCUGUCGUUAAUUUACCAAUUUUGCCAUUACAAUCUAGCUUGGUGUUAUGAUUUGGAUAUUCAAGUUUUUGAUUUUUCUAUUCUAUUAUGUGUUCGUCACCGUUUUCCUCGUUUAUUUGUACGUAAACAAUGCUAUCAAUUUCUUUGAGCUGAAUGUGUUCUCAUCGUCGGCAUCGGCAAUUAAACACAGUUACGAUGUGAUAAUCGUCGGUGGUGGAACUGCCGGGUUAACGAUAGCCGCUGGAUUGAAGGAGAAAAAUGUGUUAAUCAUCGAAGCAGGCGCUGAUUUUCAAUCGCCAAAUGCACCGAUAUCGUCGGCAAUUGGACGAAUCAUUCAUAAUAUUCCAAUAGCAACGCCAUUGUUACAGUUUCAAGAGCUGUUCGAUUGGCAAUACAAAACGCAGCCACAGCAAAAUGCGUGCAAAUCACUCACGAACAAUGUCAGCCAUUGGCCAAUGGGCAAAGGAAUCGGCGGAACACAACUCAUUAAUAACAUGAUCUAUGAACGUGGCCACGAAGAUGAUUUUCGCGAUUGGUUCGAUGCAAACACAGACAAUUACAAUUUUACCAAAGAUAUUUUACCAUUUUAUAGAGAAUUCGAAGAGUUUCUGGAAUUGUCGGAUCUGCGAAGCACAACCAAAGUAGCUGAUGCGUUUGUUCGGUCGGCGCCACAACUGCUCGAUCAAAAUGUCAUUGAAUUUAAAUUGCCAAAGGUCAUUCAAAACAAUGGUAAACGCUGGAGUGUGGUCGAUUCAUAUCAUUCAUGGUUGCACACGAGCCACCAGCACAUGUUGUCCGAUGCGAAAGCCGAGCGAAUUCUGUUCGAUGGCGAUGCUGGUGAUAUAAAGGCAUCGCUAAAAGCGGUUGGAAUUCGAUACCGCAAAUUAGGUCAUCUGUACGAAGUGCGAGCAACAAAAGCUGUGAUAUUAGCCGGUGGAACGAUUGGUACGCCCACGUUACUGUUGAAAUCUGGCAUUGGGCCGGAAAAUCUGUACGCACAAAAUACAAAUAAAACAGCGAAAAAAGACACCACCAAAACCGCGGACGAUCCAUUGAAAUUGAAGCUUCAAAAGCAUUUACCGGCGGUUGGUCAACAUUUGCAGGAUCAUGUGACAACGGGCUUGGAUUUGAUCACAUUGAAUCAAUCACUUGGUUUGGAACCGUGGAAUUUGUACAGUGCACGGCAUUUGUGGGAUUAUUUUUGGAAUGGUAACGGCCCAUUCACGAUGGGCGGCUGUGAGGGGCUUGGAUUUGUCAAGACAAAUUUACAUGAAUCAGGUGCACCUGACUUAGGUUUUAUGCUCAUCCCAAUGGGAUCGACCAUUGAUGCUGGCGUUUACUUUCGCCGACUGUUAAACAUCAACGAACGCACUUGGAAGGAAUAUUUUCAGCCGCUCAUUGCAACACCAACCAUUUCCAUUUUGCCGAUUGUACUGCAUCCAAAAUCGCGUGGUUUCAUUUCCGUUCGAUUGACGCGUGACGAUGAUGUGGAUACAGUGAUCGAACCGCGGUAUUUAUCCCAUCCGUAUGAUAUUGAUGUGUUGGUCAUGGGCUUGAAAAUGAUUCAUAAAAUGAUCAACACGCCCGCAUUCCAAACACUCGGCACAUCGUUAACACAACGACCAUUGCCCGGCUGCAGCCAAUAUCGAUUCACAUCUGACGAAUAUUGGCAGUGCUAUGCACAGCAUUUAACGCUGACCGCCUAUCAUCCGGUCGGCACUUGUCGCAUGGGCACAUCGCAGAACGAUUCCGUCGUCGAUCCAUCCACAUUUCAAGUUCAUGGCGUUGAUCAACUGUACAUUUGCGAUGCAUCCAUUAUGCCAUCGAUGCCAAGUGCCAAUCCACAAUCAACCGUCGGCAUGCUCGCUCGCAAAUUUUUACAUUCAUUUUACGCACAUCAAUCAAAUUCAGGAGACAGCAGCUUGUAAACACCUUUUUAUUUCUUCUAGGGAACCAUAACGACACAAAAGAAAAACCAAAUCGAAACAAGAAUCAAUGUUUAUUUAUUUUAUCCAGUGAAAGAACCGAAAAUAAAUACCAAAUCAUUGUGAUCUGAGCAA